AUCUCUUUCAUGUCACCAAACUUACUCUCCCCUUUCAUUCUCAAAAUUUCCUUUGUGUGGACAAUACUUUGCGUAAGAGUCUUGCUUCCAUCAAGCUCUUGCUCAACUAUUUGUGAUCCUUGUUGGGGCUCUUUUAUUUUUGUACAUAAUAUCCCAUCUUCUUGCCAUCUGUUCACCAAUUAUUUUUGUUUCUAUUUUAGAUUUUUUUCGGUUUGUAUUUCAUUUAUUAUGCAGUCGACCACAUAUAUUGAGAUAUAUUGAGAUUAAGGUUUUGAUAUUUGUAUUUUCUAACCUGUAUUUAAGGCGUUGAAAUACUCCUGUAUUUUUAGUCAGGAAGUGAAAAAAGAGAGUUUGUUUUUUAUUCUCUUUUUUCUUGUUCAAGUUUUGCCAAGUUGGAGUAAAAGUUAGUUAAUGUGGUAGUUGAAAGUCCUUGUUUUCCUUAAAUUUUAUUCCCAACUAUUUUAAAUUAUUUUUGUAAAAAUAAUUGGCGGCUUCUCUUUUUAUUCAAAUCCUUGGCUCUUGGGGUUAUCCCUUCUUUCUUGUGCAAGUCUUUGGUUUUUCUUUGUUCUUGCUCCUUUGUGGGAAAUCUACCAUAUUUUUUAGUCUUGUUCAUUGUUCAUAGUCUAUAUUUUGGUGGGUGAACUAAGAAAAUUCAAGCUAGUUGACCAAGAAAAAGGUCUAUAUAUACAAAGAAAUCUUUAUGGUUUUAUCUCUAUUGGUUGUGGGUAAAAACAUGACUAAUUGUGAGGCAACUCCAUUAGAUUCAAAAGAUGGAUCAUACGAAGAAAUCAAGGACGACAAAGGUCAGAUAGUACAAGUCAUCCUACGAAACACUAAAGGAGCUUCUGCUCGGAUAAGCUUGUAUGGGGGCCAAGUUCUUUCAUGGAAGAAUGAACAAGGAGAAGAAUUGUUAUUUAUGAGCAGCAAGGCAACGUUUAAGCCGCCGCAUGCUAUCCGGGGAGGGAUUCCCAUAUGUUUUCCUCAGUUUGGAAGCCGAGGCUUAUUAGAACAGCAUGGAUUUGCAAGAAAUAGAACGUGGUCAAUUGACAAACAGCCUCCAUCACCGCGAAUUAAUGGAUUCAAUGGUCAUGCUUCCGUCGAUUUGGUGUUAAAACCAUCUGACGUAGAUUAUAAAGUGUGGUCUAACAGAUUUGAAAUUCGACUCAGAGUUAUACUAACAGAAGAAGGUCAUCUUAUUCUGAGAUCUCGUGUUAAGAAUAUUAAUGGAAAACCCUUCGGUUUCUCUUUUGCAUUUCGUACAUAUUUUGCUAUCUCAGAUAUCAGUGAAGUUCGAGUAGAGGGAUUAGAAACCCUAGACUAUCUUGACUGUUUGCAAGAUAGAAAACGAUUUACUGAACAAGGAGAUGCCUUAACAUUUGAAUCAGAGGUUGAUCGAAUAUACCUAAGCUCGUCUGACGUAGUUGCGCUUUUUGAUCAUGGAAGUAAAAGAACAUUUCAGAUUAGAAAACAAGGCCUUCCUGAUGUAGUAUGUGACAAGCUGCAUAAUGAUCUGACAGCUGUGUGGAAUCCAUGGGAGAAAAAAGCAAAGGCGUUACAAGAUCUUGGUGAUGAUGAAUACAAAAAAAUGUUAUGUGUAGAUGGGGCCGCAAUUGAGAAGCCCAUUACCUUAAAGCCCGAAGAAGAAUGGAGUGCACAGUUGGAAUUAUCUGUCCUAUCUUCAUGUUAACUAAGGAGUACAAUAAUUAUAUAAAUUAUAGUAUUUAUUACGUAAUUAUUACAAAUAUUGCUCAUAUUUUCAUGGCAAUAUUUUACCUACUUAUAUACUUCCUUUAGUUUUCAAUCACAUCUUUUUCAUCAAAAACGGAUGUAAUUGAAAAAUCAAAGAAGUAUUAUAUAUACUCUGACUGCUAUGCAUUAUCUGCAGGUUCCAAAAUCAAUAGAAAAAGACGAGGGUUUUUUUAGGUGGGUGGGGGGAGAAUUGGGGGUACUAACUUAAUUUUGUUGAGGUUUGAAGAUGGUAUGUUUAUUUUCAAUUGUAUAUCAAAUAUUAGUUAUUUUGUUUGAUCCCUAAAAUAUUUACUUCUGUUUAAUCAAUUUGUACACUUUGUAUGAUACUAUACUUAAUGUAUGUAUAUGUAUUACCUUUUUGCUUUG
Molecule: messenger RNA, 2115 nt
Organism: Amaranthus tricolor (Joseph's coat)
Lineage: Eukaryota; Viridiplantae; Streptophyta; Magnoliopsida; Caryophyllales; Amaranthaceae
Product: putative glucose-6-phosphate 1-epimerase
Exons: 8
Coding region: 701-1687 (328 amino acids)
Biological process (GO): carbohydrate metabolic process
Molecular function (GO): carbohydrate binding; isomerase activity
Source: RefSeq, a predicted model, not a curated record